Molecule: messenger RNA, 1434 nt
Organism: Ostrinia nubilalis (European corn borer)
Lineage: Eukaryota; Metazoa; Arthropoda; Insecta; Lepidoptera; Crambidae
Exons: 9
Coding region: 16-1434 (472 amino acids)
Source: RefSeq, a predicted model, not a curated record
CACGGCUAUGCCAGCAUGAUGAACUGGCUGGCAGGUCUAUUGGACAGGAGUCUGGAGGUCUAUGGUAGAUUGGUGGCAGUGCCGUGGAGGUGUUUUGAAAGUUUUCUCACUGUGCGCGAAAAACAAAAAGCAGUACUACGCAUUCUUCUAAUUGUAACCAAACACAAAAUACACAUUCCCGAGCUACUACCCGCAUUAAUAGCUUUGGAAGAAAGACAUUGGCACGAGAUCAAGUUGGCCGAACUGUUUGGCCAAGCGUUGGCCUGUGCGAGCGAGACGGAGCGACCGGUCUCUAAGUACAGACAGUUCAUGGACAGACAGAGACAGAAGGAGGAGAUUGAUUCUUACGUUAAGUUGCUGUAUUAUGCGCAGAUUGGAAAUCCUAUGAUAUGUGACGAGUAUCAUUUCAAAAUGGUCCUGCAACUAACAGCCAGGGUAGUAGGCCACACGAAGUCCAAAUGCCUCCGCAUACUAUCCACCUACAUAUCCCACACCGAACAGACGGAAUUGCUGUCUACCCUCGACAUCUGCAGUCUCCUCAGAGAGCUGCCUUCAGAGAGUCUGAAGCUGGUGUCAGAUGCGCGGUGCUUGACUCGAGGGAGGGUGGUGGGCGGGGUGGUGACGUGUGUCAGUCACAGUGACAGGGCUGUCAGGGGACUUGCUGUGACGGUGAUGUUGAAUGUUUUUGAAGAUCUUUUCGGCCCAAAAUACGGCGAACCGUCAGCUAAGAUUCCAAAAUCACACCCGAGCAAAAUACUACACAACAUCGAGUCACCCGAUACGUAUACUAGCUCCGUUAUUGAGAGUAUAUCACUGGCUGUGACUGAUAGUGAUGCGGGUAUAGCUAGUAACGCGAGAGAGAGGGUAGCCAAGUGUUUGAACGGAGACGAUAUGAAGAUCAGACUAGCAGAAAGCUUCCUCAUAUCGUUCUGCAUGCCAGCCACUAUGAAUAAGAAUCGAGAGCCGUCUGUCUGUGCGUCGGCCUUCUUCGACCUGCUAUUCAGAGGCCUGAGGGGCCAGGAGAGGUUUAAACUCGCUAAACUGAGAGAGGAAGCCUUGGAUUUCAGGGAUCCACUUUCGAUGUCUUCAAAGCUGAUAACGAACACAAGGACGUAUCAAGGCUCCUUUUUGAGUACUAUGGGAAAACGAGCCCGCAUUAAACUAGAUGAAACUCAAAGUGGUAUUAACGUUCAAAUACCAAUCGAUGACAUCUUAGGAUCGUUUCUAUCGUUUGCUAAGGACAAGCCAGACGUGUCUCUCGCCCUCUGCGUCGAAGUAUCCCGCAUGAUUCUGGCCAACGGUCGCGGGUUCGACACCCGCUCGAGCCUGUCGCGACAGCUGUGCGACAUGUUGGCAUCGGUCGGCGAUGGUACUCCAGUAGCGGUCGAGAUGGCGAGGCUCAUGGUGGAUAAUAUGAAGACUGUUAUUGAGUGA